ACGAAUGUCGCCGAGUGAACCCGAGUGAUGAGGGUCAGCUGACUGUGAGGCGGCGGAACAGUUGUCGGUUCAGUGAAUCAGAAACUAAAGCGGCUCCGGAUCGGUCGAGAAGCCCGGACACAGACAUGCCGUCGCUCCUGUUCUGCGGGCCGAAGAUGGCCGCGUGCGGGAUCGUGAUCAGCAUCUGGGGCGUCAUCAUGCUGGCGAUGCUGGGGAUCUUCUUCACCGCCAAGUCGGCCGUGCUGAUCGAGGACGUCCCGUUCACCGAGGAGGACAUCCGCAACGAUAAAAAUCCUCCUCAGAACAUCUACAGUCUGUACAACCAGGUCGGCAUCAACUGCUUCAUCGCCGCCGGCGUCUACGUGGCGGUGGGCGCCGUGUCGCUGUGCCAGGUCCGGCUCAACAAGCGGCAGGAGUACAUGGUCACAUAAAGAACCCCGGACCCCGGACCCCCGGCCCCCCGAGGACGUGACAUCAGCUAUAAAGUUUACGUUACACACCUUCCUUUUAUAGCGGACCAAUCAGCAGCUGACGUCACCGGAGAGCCGGUGAAAUCUCGCUUUUUCGGGGGAUCUGGUUGGUUGAGAUUAACGUAGUUUGGGGGGGGGGGAUUAUUUAUUUUACAGUUAAAACCUUCGAUGUGUUUGUCGUCUGCUGUGAUGUUUGCUGUCGUCGGAUCUUCCCUUCUUCACUUUGGCUUCAGAUCUCCUGCAUGUCGCGUUUCUUUCAUCGCUGAAUUUAAAUUGACGAGGAGGAAAAUGAUCAAUGAAACGGCUUCCUGUCAGCUGGCGUAAAGAAACGAACAUCUCACUCGUGUUCGCCGGAGGCGACGCCUUGACAGCACGCGCAGAGUCAGUUCGAUCCUGUCCGUGUUCUGUUGGAUCUGCUGAAGCAAACUGAUCAGAAACGUCAAGGCUUCGAUUCCACUGAGCCGCUGACAGGAAGUCGCCCUUAUCGUAUGUUCAGGCUGUUUGUCGUUAAUGCUACUGUGGAUCAAAGCGAAAGGUGUUUAAUGUGACGAAUACAUUCUGGUGGAUAAUCCUUUGCAAUAAAGUGUGUGUGUGUUUAAAAACUGAAA
Messenger RNA from Siniperca chuatsi (mandarin fish), 1078 nucleotides. It is a transcript of the gene rnasekb, whose product is annotated as ribonuclease, RNase K b. The transcript has 3 exons. Gene Ontology annotation, molecular function: RNA endonuclease activity. Bases 126 to 431 code for a protein of 101 amino acids. Lineage: Eukaryota; Metazoa; Chordata; Actinopteri; Centrarchiformes; Sinipercidae. The record is from RefSeq and is a predicted model, not a curated record.